AUGUCGUUCUUGCGGACUCAGAGCUCCAUGCGGCUCUCAAGAGCUUGUAUACAAGCGCCUAGGUCUACAAGAUGGCUAUCUCAAACGCCACAGCGCCGAUAUCAAGAUCCGGACCCGAAAGCGAUCCCAGAUGCCCAGGCCAUGCAUGCAACGGAAGACCAAGCUUCCCUCGUGGAAGUCGACCACCCGCUGGAUGCCAGCAUCGACACAUACCAUCCUCACCAUCAACCUAAAUACAAUGCGCCUGUCGACCACGGCACCUCGCUAGUCUCACCCGUCCCAAGACGAUUGAUGGACGGCAGCGAACCCGGGGAGUCCCUACCCGCAGCAAUCCUGUCCGGCGCCCCUAUAGAUUUGCAAGCUCGGACAGUCAGAAUCUACAAGCAAGCCAAACCCGCAACGCAAUCCGGUACAUGGGGUUCCCACGCCUGGCGGAUGGACUGGGAUAUCCUGUCCAAAGGCCACCGGUUUGAGAAUCCCCUGAUGGGCUGGCAGUCGUCAGACGAUUUCAUGCAGGGCACCCAUAUUAAAUUCAAGUCAAAGGACGACGCUAUCGCUUUCGCCGAAAAGCAGGGCUACGAGUGGUACGUCCAGGAACCGAACGAACGGCGGUUUGUGCCCAAGGCCUACGCCAACAACUUCCUCCAUGAGCCGGGCCCACACUUGAAACACAUUAAGACGAAAUAA
Capronia coronata CBS 617.96 is the source of this 687-nucleotide messenger RNA. Its product is annotated as NADH dehydrogenase (ubiquinone) Fe-S protein 4. Lineage: Eukaryota; Fungi; Ascomycota; Eurotiomycetes; Chaetothyriales; Herpotrichiellaceae. Gene Ontology annotation, biological process: electron transport chain. The transcript has 2 exons. The coding region runs from base 1 to 687 and encodes 228 amino acids. The record is from RefSeq and is a predicted model, not a curated record.